AGACUUCCGCUGCUCUAUUGUUUACUUCCUAGGUUAAAAGCCAUAGAGUAAAUACAGGUUUUGUUUAAUAUCCCCUGAAAAUACGUAACGAAAUUGUUAGCAAAGAUGUCCUCUGAUAAAAUUAUAGGACCUGCUUUGCCUCCGAUGUUUGGAAAUGAGAGCUCUGAGGACGACGUUGACGAAAAAGAUUUUGCUGGUCCUGCUUUACCUCCUGGGUAUAAACGGGGUGAACAGUCUAGCUCCUCAGAUGAAAGUGAACCAGAGGUGGCAGCUAAGCGAGCCAAGACUGGGAGAGCUGCAGAGGAUGAUGAUGGGUUCUUUGGACCAGCUCUGCCUCCAGGAUAUAAAAAGCAACAUUCACCAGAAAGGGCACCUGUGUUGGGGCCAGCUCUGCCUCCUGGGUUCUGCAGGACUGAAUAUGACAGUGAUGAUGAUGAUGAGGAAGAAAUUGUUCCAGGACCUGCCCUUCCUCAGGGCUACUGUCCCGAACCCUCCAGCAGCGAGGGAGAGGAGGAGGACGUGAUUGGACCCAUGCCUGCUAAAGGACCGAUUCAAGAUUCUGUUGCUCAUGAUUUUGAGUGCAGGGCACGAAGGAUGAAAGAUAAGCUAACAAGAGUGGAUGUUCCAGAGGUGGUAACUAGAGAAACGUGGAUGACAGAGCUCCCACCAGAACUGCAGCACAUUGGUUUGGGUGCUCGUACUUUCAAGAAAAGGUCAGGUCCAGAGAACAAGGAUCGCUCCAUUUGGACGGAUACACCAGCAGACAGAGAGCGCAAGGCUAGGGAACGACUUGAAGGAAAAAAGACAAGUGAGACAAAGAAAGAUAACGCACCACAAGUUACUCAGAAGGACUUGGAAAUGGCAGAGAAAGUAUCUAAAUAUAAUGAGUCUAAACGGGCAGAGUCCCUGAUGAGUAUGCAUGCAAAGAAGAUUAAGGAAAAGGCAAAGGAGAAAGCUGACAACCCAGUGGAAAGGAGGCCAUUUGAUCGUGAUGAGGACUUGCAGGUUAAUCGAUUUGAUGAGGCUCAAAAGCAGCGGCUGCUGAAGAAAUCUCAGGAACUGAACACACGGUUCUCCCACAGCAAGGACCGAAUGUUCUUGUAACCCCAAAGCAUCCGAAAAAUGCUGUCAUUAGCAGGUUCACUGGUUUUACUUAAGUUAAAAAGUUUAUACAACGUGGACUGGUUGUAAACUAGAAUGGAUUGAAUACAAACAUGUGAAUUUCUUAGAUUUUGUACAUUUGUAUAAUGACUGUAUUCUACAAGGUAGUUCAUUUGUUUUUAUUGGAAUUCAAAAUUUAGAAAGCUGUUCAAAUCAUUAAAAUACUUAUAAGCUUAUGCUUCUGCCUGCACCCAUUCUUAGCAUUGUGUAAGUUGUGUGUUUGCUUGUAAAACUGCAAAUGUUUCUUUGUUAUACUAUUAUGUUGUACUAUUGAUUUUAAUUUCUCAUUAAACUUCUCAUUAAAAUACUUGCUAAGUUUUUGUAAACCGCAUAAUCUUUUUUGUUGUUGAGAUUAGAUUGGACAUACAUCUCCACCACACCAAUAUGGUGACAACUGUUCUGCUUACUGUCAUUCAUGUCAUUUUUUUAAAGUGUGGUGAUUUUGUCUUUUUUUUUUUAAAUUUUAUUAUUAUUAGUUUGUCUUUUUAUUUGCAGGAUCACCUUCAAAAUUUUUAACCUGACCUCUUGUCACCCUAUCAUCUACAACAGAUUUUAUAAUGUUCCGAAUGUAAGUUAAAACAUUAUUUGUCUUAAACCAGCCUGUCCAUAAAAACAUAACCAUAUUACUGAAUACUAUGUAGUAAUGUAACCUCUAAGCUGUGAUGAAGUGGUUAAAAAUCAUCUAAAAACUCACCUUUUCAUCCAGGCGUUCCCUCCCUAAAUGUUUCAGAAUGAUGGCUUUGUUCGGGUUCACACUUUCACUUUGUUUAUACUCAUGAUUUAAUUUUCUACUUUAUCACUGCUAUUGUUUUUCUGAUGUUUUUAUUGGUUAGAGGUAUUUGCCCUGAUCUUUAUCAUGUUGUACAGCGCUUUGUGAUUUAUAUCUGUGAAAGGCGCUAUAUAAAUAAACUUUUACUUACUUA
Nothobranchius furzeri (turquoise killifish) is the source of this 2084-nucleotide messenger RNA. RefSeq names its product GPALPP motifs containing 1 (gene gpalpp1). NCBI's taxonomy places the organism in Eukaryota, Metazoa, Chordata, Actinopteri, Cyprinodontiformes, Nothobranchiidae. The record is from RefSeq and is a predicted model, not a curated record.